Molecule: messenger RNA, 1670 nt
Organism: Selaginella moellendorffii
Lineage: Eukaryota; Viridiplantae; Streptophyta; Lycopodiopsida; Selaginellales; Selaginellaceae
Exons: 3
Coding region: 93-1553 (486 amino acids)
Molecular function (GO): glycosyltransferase activity
Source: RefSeq, a predicted model, not a curated record
UGCAAAACCGUUCGUUCUUUCUCCGAGUCAUACGUGCCUUUGGCCCGGCUGUACAUUGAAGACCUCUUGGCCCGUUUCUCUCAAUCCUUGCAAUGGCGAAGGGAUGGAAGAAGAAUCGCCGGAGCGCAAGAGUUGUCCUCUGUUUCGCGGCACUGGGGAGCUGGAUAAUCGUGGAAUUGUUGAGCGUCAUCCAGCACAGAGCAGCAAUAGUUUAUGAUGUUCCAGAGCUGUUCAUUCUUUUCAGGAGCAAUCCCGGCAGGCGGAUGAACUUGUUGUUGGGGAAAUUCAGCAAUGGAAACCAGGAUCGAGCCCAGCAACCGGUAGCUCAAGAAGAGAAAGCUCAAGGACUAGGCUUGAAUAUGGAGAAAAUCAAAGCAAACAUCACUUGCGAUUUCUCUCACUUUCGAACCGACGUAUGCGAAUUGCGAGGCGACGUCCGAGUGAGCGGUGGAAGAGCCGGAAAAGUCGCGCUCCUGGACGCAGAAUCACCCCAAGAAUCACACCAAGUUGUGGCAAAGAUCAAGCCUUACACAAGAAAAUGGGAGAAGAGCUGCAUGGCCACAAUUGGAGAGGUCUCGCUGGAAAUCCUCCCUCGCAGCUCCUCGCCCAGCAUGCCCUGCGACACAAACCAUUCCGUCCCGGCGGUGAUCCUCUCCACGGGCGGCUACACCGGCAACGUCUACCACGAGUUUAACGACGGCCUCAUUCCCCUCUUCAUCACCUCGCACAAAUUCCAUGGCGAGGUUGUCUUCCUCGUCCUGGAGCUCCACAGAUGGUGGAUGAUGAAAUACGGUAGCAUCGUGAGCAAGCUCUCAAACUAUCCCGUCCAGGAUUUCGAUCGAUCCAAGCGUGUCCACUGCUUCCCGCAAGCAAUCCUGGGGAUGCAAAUUCACGACGAGCUCGCCAUCGCCAGCCAAGCACCAGAAGCUUCAAUGCGCGACUUCCAGCAGCUGCUCAAAGCCUCGCUCAACUCCCAGAAAUCUCCACUCAAGCCCAUGUCCCGCGUCGCAAAAGUUGGCAACAAAGUUGGCGGAUCUUCGAGCCCAAAGUUGGUGCUGCUGGCCCGGAAGGGCAGCAGGGUCUUGCUCAACCAGAACGCGCUCGUGAGGCUGGCCAAGAAGAUCGGGUUCCGUGUCGUUGUGCUCGCACCAAACUCGCACUCGUCCCUGUUUGAGCUUCACGAGGAGCUGCACUCGGCCCAUGUCAUGGUUGGCGUGCAUGGGGCGGCACUCACGCACUUCCUGUUUAUGAGGCCGGCUUCGGUUUUCAUUCAGAUUGUUCCUCUGGGGACGGAAUGGGCUGCGCAGACUUACUAUGGCCAGCCAGCCAUGAAAGCAGGGCUUAGGUAUUUGGAGUACAAGAUCGUGGCGGAGGAGAGCAGCCUGGUGAAGAAGCUGGGGCGGGAGAGUGCAGCUGUUGCACAUCCUGAGGAGAUCACCUCCAAGGGCUGGUGGGAGAUGAAGAAGAUUUACUUGCAGAACCAGGAUGUCAUGCUGUCCCUGCACAGGUUUAGACCUCUCCUUGAGCAAGCAUUCAAAGAGAGUGUUUUCUAGAGGUUUUGCAUGUUUUGGACUGUACAAAAAGGAAACAAAAAUGUUUGUAAAUCUUUUCCACAACCGGAAAAAAUAUAAAAAUGUUAAAACUAAUAAAAUGGUUCUUCCGGUCAGAAA